AUGAGUGACAGAGACAGAGAAUCCAGGCCUGGUCAGCGAAGAGAGAGAAGUCGAAGCAGAGAAAGAGACGCUCGAGAAGAUUACAGUAGUAGAGACCAUAAACGACGACGGGAUGAUGAUGAACCUAGACCAAGCAGACGACGCAGGCAAUUCGAUGAUGAUGGUGGUGACCGUCGUAGCAGCAGACGUGAUGACAGUACAUCCAAGAAAUAUGAUUCUGAUGACAGUGCUCCCAAGUCAGCAUCAACACCUGCUCCAACACUACCAAAACCAGAUCCACUGGAGUUAGUAGCUCUUGCCGCUGCUAGGAUUAAUGCUCUGGCAGGACGUCCUGCUGGUGCCAGUGCUCCGUCAGCAUCCACAAACUCGCCAUUUUCAAUGUCUGCGCCAUUGUCGGCUACGGCUGUUACCACAUCUCGUGUGGAUGUCAAUCCCGAGACUGGAGUCAAGACUACGAUUCAUGAAUUGAAGGAUGGAAGUAGAUUGGAAUUUGCUGCUGAUAUUGAAAUCAAUGACAUCAAGAAUCGAUACAAUCUCACAAAGGGUGAAACGCAAAAGAAGAUAAAGAGUGACACUGAUGCAGAUGUCAUCACUCGUGGAAAAUACUAUCCUGACAAGGCUUUGGCUACUGAAAAGGACCCACCUCUAUUCUUGCACAUUGUUGCUCAAACCAAGGAAUCAUUGGACAAGGCCAUUGCACGUGUUAAUGAACUUAUAGACGAUUCGAUGAAUGUAGCACCUCCCGCUCCCAUGCAAGAAUUCCUUCGUCCUCGCUUUGAGCCUGGUCAACAGAGACCACCUCGACAGUACUUUGAUGCCAAGAUCAUGGUAGGAAUUGAUGAUCCUUCGUUCAAUACUCGUCCCAAGAUUGUUGGUCCAGGAGGUCAAUUUGUAAAGCACAUUGAGCAAGAGACUCGUACUCGGGUGCAGUUGAAGGGUCGUGGAUCUGGAUUUAUUGAUCAAACUACUGGUCAAGAAGCUACAGAUGAGUUACACAUUGCAAUCAGUGGCCAAGACGAAGCUGGUGUUGAAACUGCAAAAAAACUGGCAACUGACUUGAUUGAAACUGUGAAGAGCGAGUAUCAAAGGCAGAAAACACGAGAGCGAGAAGAUGGUGGUGGCAGUGCUGGUGGUGGCGGAGCUGGAAGAGGAGGAUAUAGACCGCCAUAUCAAGGUCAAGAAAAUAGAGGUGGUUAUCGACCACCAUAUCAAGGAGUAGGAAGAGGAGGAUUCACCAACACAAAUGCUGGUUUUCCUGGUUACGACAAUCCUCAGCCACCACCAUCAGUACAAGCUCAACCUCCGCUACAAGCUCAAGCUGCUCCUGGAACUGAUUACGCUGCUGGUGCUUAUCAACAAUAUGGAUAUGACCCUGCUCAAUAUCAGCAAUAUGGGCAACAAGCACAGCAGCAACAGUACGACCCUCAGCAGGUUGCAGCUUGGGAAACUUAUUAUGCACAACUAGCCGCCUACCAACAGCAACAAGGUGGUGCUCCCACACAAUAA
This is a messenger RNA of Synchytrium microbalum, 1506 nucleotides long. RefSeq lists its product as uncharacterized. Gene Ontology annotation, molecular function: RNA binding. The transcript has 7 exons. Gene Ontology annotation, cellular component: nucleus. NCBI's taxonomy places the organism in Eukaryota, Fungi, Chytridiomycota, Chytridiomycetes, Synchytriales, Synchytriaceae. The coding region runs from base 1 to 1506 and encodes 501 amino acids. The record is from RefSeq and is a predicted model, not a curated record.